AUGAAGUGCUUCUGCUCAAUUGCUGCUGUUGCGGCCCUCGCGGCAGGCGUCUCUGCGCAGACUUUCCGUCGCCUGGGAGCUUGCCCAACGCUCGACUUUUUGGCUGGACAGUUCUUCGAUGUUCGUCUCGAGGUCCACCAGCCAAGGAACGGAUCUGAAUUCAUUGGACUCCCCUUGGACGAGCGCUUCACAUUCACCGUCGCUAAGAAGGGUGCUGCCGCCAAGCCCGCCACUGAAUACUUCAAGCUCGAGGAGCCUGAAUUGGAGAAAUGGAACUUCACUUUCUAUGAGGAUCUUUUCGCCCGCGACGCUAAGAAGCCAACUCUGGUCAACGUUGCCGCAAAAGCCUACCGUCGCGUGGCUCUCUACGAGCCUGGAGAGUACACCGCGACCCUCAACUACAACAACGGCAGCAAGACCGAGGCCACAUGGAAUGUUCGCUCUCUUGAGCAGGAGCGCAAGGCCAAGAACAUCAUCCUCUUCAUUGGCGAUGGUAUGACUACAAACAUGAUCACGGCCGCACGCCUGAUCGGACACAAGACCAUCAACGGAAAGUACCAGACCACCAUGGCCAUGGACAAGUUCCCCGUGCUUGGUCACCAGAUGACCCACUCCAUUGACAGCUUCAUCACCGAUUCUGCCAACUCCGCCGCUGCGCUUAACACUGGACACAAGAGCACUGUCAACUGCUUGAACGUCUAUGCCGACUCUAGCCCCAGCCCAUACGAUGAUCCGAAGGUCGAGACCAUUGCUGAGAUGUUCCACCGUCUCACUGGUGGACACAUCGGAAUCGUUUCUACUGCCUUCAUUGCUGAUGCAACUCCCGCUGCCUUGGUUGCUCACACCCGAGCCAGAUCUACCUACGGACAAAUCGUGGACACUUUCCUUAACGGUCUCCAGAAUUACACUUGGACAAAUGUUCCAAUUGAUGUCAUUUUUGGUGGUGGUGCGGAGCAAUUCUACCCUCCUUCGCUCGGUGGUGUUACCUACCAGAACAAGGAUUACUAUGCAGAGUUUGCGAAGAAAGACUACCAGAUUGUCCUGAACCGUACUUCCAUGCUGAGCGCUCCCAACACAGAGAAGACUCUUGGUAUGUUUUCGACCUCCAACAUGGCCAAGUGGCUCGAUCGCAAUGUCUACCGCCAGAACUUGAACAAGACUCUUUCUCCCACUGGUGACAAGACCCCUGCUCUUGAUCAGCCAGGCCUCAAGGACAUGACCCUCAAGGCCAUUGACAUCCUCGAGGCUCGCUCCGGCAAGGAGGGUUGGUUCUUGAUGUCUGAGGCCGCAAGUAUCGAUAAGAUGAUGCACGUCCUUGACUACGACCGUGCUCUUGGUGAGCUCCUCGAGCUCGACGACACCAUCAAGGCUACCAUUGCCCACCUGAACAGCACCGACUGUCUCAAGGAGACUCUCAUCCUCGUCACAGCUGACCACGGUCACGGUUUCGACGUCAUGGGUUCAGUCGACACCCACUACCUCGCUGCUCAGAAUGUCGACCGCAAGAAGCGCGACGCAAUCGGCACCUACGAGCAGUCCGGUCUCUCCCAGUACAUCAACACCGGCAACCUUACCUACACUGACAGCAACUUCCCCUCAAACUGGGACCCCCGCUACACCCUUUUCCAGGGUUUAAUGGCCGACCCUGACCGCCGCGAGAACUGGUCCGUAAAGAAGAACGGCCCUCGCACGCCUGCUAGGGCCGCGAACGGCUCCAGCGACUAUUACGCCAACCCAACUGACUCCCCUGGAGGCAUUCUGCUUAACGGUACUCUUCCUGUCGAGAACGACCAAGGUGUUCACUCACUCACUGACGUGCCUGUCUUUGCCAUGGGCCCAUGUGCGAGCAAAUUUGGAGGGGUUUACAACAGCCCGGACAUCUUCUUCCAGAUGGCGGAGUGUUUUGGUCUUGCCCGUAGUUCUCCUCCCAAGAACGGGACAGCUUAG
This is a messenger RNA of Parastagonospora nodorum SN15, 1947 nucleotides long. RefSeq lists its product as hypothetical. The transcript is spliced from 4 exons. Gene Ontology annotation, biological process: dephosphorylation. NCBI's taxonomy places the organism in Eukaryota, Fungi, Ascomycota, Dothideomycetes, Pleosporales, Phaeosphaeriaceae. Bases 1 to 1947 code for a protein of 648 amino acids. The record is from RefSeq and is a predicted model, not a curated record. Gene Ontology annotation, molecular function: alkaline phosphatase activity.